CCGAGUAUCAUCCGUACGUCUCAAACUACCCCUUAGUCUCCGUAAUCCACACCCGGAAAAAAAGACCGGAUAAGGCUGCAAAGCGCUAAAAAGAGAGAAGGGUUUGUGGUCCGUGGAAGGAGCAACAAUGGCAGCCAUUCCGUUAGGAACCUGGCUCUGCGCAGGAGUUGGACAAAGGUCUGGACCCUCCGCAGCAGCUUCUCUCUCGCCCAUCUCUGGUUCGAGAACAUCAUCUUCCUCCGUCUCUCUCAAGGUCAAUGCCCUUAAGCCCAACUCUCCUUCCCCGUUCCUUCACUGCUCCUUUCUCUCUGCUUAUUCCUCGCUCUCUAGCUCAUCCGCUUCCUCCUUCUCAGGUUCCUCGCUAGGGUUUAUCUUCAAUAAUGAGAGUGGAGUGAGCAGAAGUAGAAGGGCUGGACUAGUGGUGAAGGCAGCAAAAUAUUCUCUUUGCCAAACCAAGAGGAAUAGAUCUAGAAAGUCUUUAGCUCGGACACAUGGCUUCCGAAGGCGGAUGCGCACUACCAGUGGAAGAGCACUGUUGAAGCGAAGACGGGACAAGGGUCGACAGGUCCUCUGCACAAAAUCAAACCCAAGCAGUGGAAAACGGGUUUGAUCUGCUAUUUGUUUUUGGGCUUGUGUGCUAUUUCUUGUAGGUAAAUACUCCACACAAUCUUUUCUUUCUUGGAACUACUUGCUGUUGCCCAUUUCUUUGUCUUGCUGUUCUUGUUCACCAAAUGUGCAUCUAAUUUGCAAGCUCAACCAGCUGUAGGAAAAAAAACAGCACUAAGAUGAAGAGUAAUGCCUUGUGUGGUUUGUUUUGCUUGAGUACAUUAGUUAUGAAGUUCCAUUUUUUAGAGCUAGCAUCUUCACCUUCUUCUAUUCAUGUUUCUAAUAUACAAAGAGAACAAUCAAUUGUGAUAUGUUGUUCUUUAGUGGCUGUUUAGAUUCAAUAAGAUGGGAAUUGUGGA
Messenger RNA from Cuscuta campestris, 965 nucleotides. The record is from the annotation of a GenBank genome assembly. NCBI's taxonomy places the organism in Eukaryota, Viridiplantae, Streptophyta, Magnoliopsida, Solanales, Convolvulaceae.